Messenger RNA from Paramecium sonneborni, 324 nucleotides. The record is from the annotation of a GenBank genome assembly. Lineage: Eukaryota; Ciliophora; Oligohymenophorea; Peniculida; Parameciidae.
AUGAAAAUAAAUUAGAAAUUUUAUUUGUAUGGCAAGAUGAAUCUAAUUAUGAAAAUGCAAUAUAAGAAUUAAUAAAUAAAUUAUCAUUAGUAAAAUAAUGUGAUAUAAUUCAAUAUAGACUAUCUCAAAUUCCUAUAUGUAAAAGACUUAUGUUUGAAAUUUUAUUUUUAAUAAUAAUAAGCAAAAUUUAUUGGAGAAACAUCUGAAUGGAAACAUUAAUGUAAAAAUGAUAAAAAUAAGAACUAAUAGAAUAAAGUAGAAUUUAAAUAAAUAGAAAUCAAAGUGAGGAAAUAAAAUGAUUUUAUAAAAAAAGUAAAUGCUUGA